CGUCGGUUCUUGGAGAUACUCGAGGAAAACAGGAGGACAGCUGCUGCUGCUGGAUGUUGACAUGCAGCGCUGCACGCUUUAAAUAAAACACACAGAGGGACUCUGUGCUGCUGCAGCCAUGCCAGGAAUACCUGCUGAAUAUCUGCUGCUGCAUGGGACGUGAUGGAUACCGCUUCUGCUGAUGGAAACUGACACCGGUGACAGCGACGGAGGAUAAUAAUGAUGGAAGGCAGAGUGAUUCGUCCCCAGCCAGAGCCACAGCAUUUCUCAACCGUCCCUCUGUUGUGCAGCACCGCUCCCUGAAGGAUACAUCGACCUUGACAUAUCACAGCGUGCAUGACAACCUAGCACGAACCGAAGGGAGAAGGUUGCCUCUCAUUGCCAAAAGCUAGAAGACAAAAGGGCCAAAGCUUCGGGGACCAGGCGUCAGCAGAAAUCCACUCUGUCUUGCUGCAAUAACAAAUGAGCUUUUAUUUGUGACGUUAACAGUGCUAACAGCUGACUCCAUAAGGGCCAAUUACUGGCUAAAGGGAAUACGGGGCCAAGAUGAAGGAGACAGCAGUUGUGGCUUGUUUGUUGGCUGAGCUGUCUCUGGCUGCUUUUGUUCUGGCCUCUGAGGGGGCCGCUUAUUGCCCUGCAUUGUGUCGAUGUGAGAUACGACCCUGGUUCUCACCCAGCUCUAUUUACACUGAGGCUGCCACAGUGGACUGUAAUGACUUGGGCCUAUCAGCGCUACCGGAGAGACUCCCGUCAGAAACACAAGUACUGCUGCUGCAGACAAACAACAUUGUUAAUGUGGAGAAAACUUUGGAUUACUUGGCCAACAUCACUGAAAUCGACUUGUCUCAGAAUAACAUUUCCUCUGUGAGCGAUGUUUGUCUGGGGUCUCUCCCCCAGCUACUGUCACUCCACAUGGAGGAGAACUGGAUUCAGGAGCUAUCUGACAGCUGCCUCGCUUCACUGCCCAACCUCCAGGAGUUCUACAUCAACCACAACCUGAUUUUUUCCAUUAGCCCCGGCGCCUUCCAGGGCCUGAACAGGUUGAUGAGGCUCCAUCUCAAUUCCAAUCGACUGACUGGCAUCAACAGCAAGUGGUUCCAGCAUCUCCCCAAUCUGGAGAUACUGAUGCUGGGAGAAAAUCCCAUUCUCGAACUGUCAGACAUGGACUUUCAACCUCUGGCUAACCUUCGAAGCCUCGUGCUUGCCAAGAUGAAUCUGACUGAAAUUCCCGGCAAUGCCCUGAUUGGCCUUGAGAAUUUAGAGAGCCUCUCAUUUUUUGACAACUUGCUCAAUCAAGUCCCAAGAGUGGCACUGAUGAAACUCCAGAACUUGAAGUUUCUGGAUUUGAAUAAGAACCCCAUUGAGAGGAUCCAAAAGGGUGACUUCUUGGACAUGAUGCAUCUCAAGGAGCUGGGCAUCAACAGCAUGCCAGAACUUGUAUCCAUCGACAGUUUUGCCCUGAACAACCUGCCAGAGCUGACAAAAAUCGAGGCCACCAACAAUCCCAGGCUGUCCUACAUCCACCCGAGGGCUUUCCACAAGCUCCCCAGGCUGGAGACUCUGAUGCUGAACAGCAACGCUCUGAGUGCGCUCCACCACAGCACCGUGGAGUCCCUGCCCAACCUGCGAGAGGUCAGUCUGCACAGCAACCCCAUCCGCUGCGACUGCGUCAUCCGCUGGGUCAACAUGAACCGGACCGCUGUUCGUUUCAUGGAGCCCGACUCCCUGUUCUGUGUGGAGCCUCCAGAAUACCAAGGCCAGCACCUUCAAAAGGUGCAUUUCAGGGAGAUGACAGAGAUCUGCCUUCCUCUUAUCUCACCUGGGAGCCUCCCGGAUCGGGUUGAAGUCGUUAAAGGGAACUUUGUGUCGCUUCACUGCCGGGCGUUCGGAGAACCAGAGCCUGAGAUCUACUGGGUGACACCGUCGGGUGACAGGGUCGUACCUGGGAGUGAGUCCGAUAAGUACUACAUGCACCCUGAGGGAACUUUUGACAUCUAUGACGCCACGGAGCAGGAAGCUGGCUCGUACACCUGCGUUGCCCACAAUCUUGUCGGGGCAGACCUCAAGUCUGUGAUGGUUGUGGUAGAUGGAUACAUUGCCUGGCCAAAUCAACCUUUACAUGUAUAUAUCACAUCUGUCCAGUCUCAUUCUGUCAUGGUUUCCUGGGAGAGCACAGGUGGUUUGGUAUCACAGCUAAAUUGGUCCAUUUUAGCCGAAUCCCGCCGCCUCUUGAUGCCAUUCAAAGCCAGGCUUCCUGCUGAUGUCAAAGAGUACAGCAUCAAACAGCUGAAGCCUUCCACUCGCUACCAGGUUUGUGUUGAGAUCACUGCAGCGCAGCUUGGAUACAGCAGGGACUGUGUCAACGUGACCACAAAGGAGGCAGCGGCCCCCUGGAAGAAAACGGAGAACUGGGACAGUCUGGUGAUGGCUACUUGUGCUGUCUUUUUUAUUGUGUUUUCUGUGGCCUGCUCUGUCAUCUAUACGUCUCUGUACAGCCAAGUGUUUUACAGGAAACUGAUAGCAGACCCGGCUGAAACGCUGCUGAUUCCCAGCACUCAUUCCUCGUCUUCUUCUUUUUCUUUCCUGGAAUUUGGCGGUUCUGGGAUCAAGGUGAGGGCUACUGUAAUAGACUUACAGGAAGAUCCCAUGUAAGAAAUGCCCUUGUCUGUAAAAGCACUUUGGGAUUAAGCGAAGAUGAAGAGUGAUGGACAUUGGGCAAUGUCAUUUACGUGCCCUCUUUACAUAACUUUUGAUGAGACAUUUUGCAAUGGAACUCCGCUGGGUGGCAUCAGAGGAAAAUUCAUACACAUUACGUAUGCGGCUAAAAGCAGAGACUGUUUUGUAUUUCAAACUUGUGUCAUUAUAACAAGCUUAAUCAGGCAGAUAUCUUGACUAUAAUCUACAUGGCUACUGGUCUUUCAUGCAGUGCAACCAGAGUAAAGCACAGCACAGGAACUAUUCUGUCUAAAGUACCUUGUUGAGGCUUUGAUGUCUGCAAAAAGCAUUUUCUUUGCAGUGUUACUUUAAAUGGUGCCAAGCGAAGAUAGUUUAUAAUGGCAAAAAAAAAAUAAAUCUUGUUAGUCUAGUGUACAAUUAAACCGACUAUAAUGUAAACAAUUUUAUGAACAAAUACAUUUUUCAUUAAACCUGUUGUGGUGUCUUAUAA
Messenger RNA from Micropterus dolomieu (smallmouth bass), 3166 nucleotides. RefSeq names its product leucine-rich repeat neuronal protein 3-like. The record is from RefSeq and is a predicted model, not a curated record. The transcript is spliced from 2 exons. The coding region runs from base 547 to 2652 and encodes 701 amino acids. Gene Ontology annotation, molecular function: protein binding. NCBI's taxonomy places the organism in Eukaryota, Metazoa, Chordata, Actinopteri, Centrarchiformes, Centrarchidae.